AUGUCAUCGAAUUCCGCUGUCCCUACAGCAUCUCUGGUUCAACAGCCGCUUCCUUCUACGUCACAAAUCGUAGAAUCCUCUGGUUCCCGCCAAGUCAACAUGGCAGUUCAAACUGCAUGCACCAUGACACUGUUGGAAACGGUUGUCCUCAAUAUCGUCGACGAUUAUGGCAAUAAACACAAAGCUCGAGUUCUCCUGGAUUCGGCAUCGAUGUCGAACUUCAUAUCGAAACCGCUGGCGAAGAAACUCUACAGUCGCCGAACUUCGGUGGACGUGUCUGUCGCAGGCAUCGGAUCGUCCACGAAGACAAUCAACAGUGCAAUUACUGCAACCAUCGAGUCAGAAGAUCAAGUAUGCUCGAUGAAACUACAAUUUCUGGUCCUGAAGCAGCCCUCAGUCGAGCUGCCAACUAUUCCGAUUGACAUUUCGGCAUGGAAGAUGCCGAAUGUGAUGCUAGCAGAUCCUUUAUUCAAUGUUCCUGGAAGUGUCGAUAUGGUCAUCGGCAGCGAAAGCUACUGGGAACUCCACACGGGUAGGAAGAUAUAUCUUGGCGAAAAUCUUCCUUGGGUAGUCGAAACAUCUUUUGGUUGGGCGGUCACUGGUCCCGCAUCUCGCACGGCUACCUGCAUUCCACGGUUCUGUUUUCUUUCCACGGCAGAUGAUCGACUAGAGGCUACAUUAAGAAAAUUCUGGGAAAUGGAAACAAUUCCAUCAGCUCCGGUUCAUUCCACCGAAGAAAGUCGUUGCGAAGAGCUGUAUGCUGCAACGACAACGCGCGAUUCGUCUGGGAGGUACAUCGUGCGUCUACCGAGAGUUGAAGAUCCUUCAGUCGUCCUUGGCGAAUCAAAAUCAAUCGCUGACAGACGCUUCCUGAGCCUGGAACGUCGACUCGAACGAGAUCCUGCAACCAAGGACUCAUAUCACCGUUUUAUGGAGGAGUAUUUGUUGCUUGGACAUAUGCAGAAGGUGAAAGAGCCUGUAAAUGAUCGUAUACAGCAUUGCUACAUUCCUCAUCACGUCGUAUUCAAGGAAUCCCGCACAUCCACUAAAAUCAGGGUAGUCUUCAACGCAUCAUGCAAGACUUCGUCAGGCUAUUCCUUGAAUGACACGCUGCUUGUUGGGCCUGUGGUUCAACAAGACCUAUAUUCGAUAUACCUAAGGUUCCGGACAAGAAUUGUCGCCAUCGUAGCAGAUGUCGAAAAAAUGUAUCGGCAAGUAUUGCAUCAUUCUGCCGAUUUACCGUUCCUUCGCAUACGGUAUCGUAGGAAUCACACCGAUCCGAUUCUCACCUACGAACUACAGACCGUCACCUACGGAACAGCAAGUGCUCCAUACUUGGCAACGAAGACACUUCAGCAGAUCGCGAAAGAUCACGAGCAUUUAUAUCCGACUGCUGUCGAAGCUGUUAUUGAAGAUUUCUACGUCGACGAUCUACUGUCAGGAGCAUCGAACGUAGAAUCUGCCAUCACCCUGCGAAAAGAAAUCACCACUAUGCUUAACUCCGCUGGAUUCACGCUCAAGAAGUGGGCAUCAAACGUCCAGGUGGUCCUAGAGGAUGUCCCACCGGAAGAUCGAGCCGUUCAGCCUAUCCACGAUUUGCAGAAUGAGCAGACAAUUUCCACACUCGGCCUGCUUUGGGAACCAAUCGCCGAUUCGCUUCGAUUCAAGGUCGAAUUGCCUCUCCCUGCUGCCAUUCUCACCAAGCGAAAAGUGAUGUCAUACAUCGCUCAAAUAUUCGACCCAUUGGGACUGUUGGGUCCAACGACAACCAAAGCGAAGCUUUUCAUGCAACGGUUGUGGACAUUGAAGCGCGAUGGUAUUACUUGUGAAUGGGACUCACCUCUAUCAGAGAAACUUCAAGCCGAGUGGAAGCUCUUCCACACUACUCUUCGCGUUCUCGCCGAUAUCCGUAUUCCUCGGUUGGCGCUGGCUUCUGGAGUCAGCAAUAUUCAGCUGCAUUUCUUUGCCGAUGCUUCGUCAAGUGCCUACGGCACAUGCUGCUACGUUCGCACGGAAUCGCAGAGAGGGAUUACAACAUUGUCCAUCGUUCCCGCUGGUGGUUUGGCCCGCCAUGGUUAUCGCAAACAUCUGAUCAGUGGCCCAAGACCAUAA
Molecule: messenger RNA, 2112 nt
Organism: Toxorhynchites rutilus septentrionalis
Lineage: Eukaryota; Metazoa; Arthropoda; Insecta; Diptera; Culicidae
Exons: 2
Coding region: 1-2112 (703 amino acids)
Source: RefSeq, a predicted model, not a curated record